GGAGGCCUGUGGGGGAGAGCAGGGAAACCACGGGCAGCUCGGGCUCGGCUGGCUCCUCUUUGUUUCUGGUUGGGAGGAAAAUCUUGAGACACUGCGACCGGCGAGUUUUCAAACAUCACAUUCGGGCACUUGGUGGACCUUGGUUGUCCCGUACAUUCCCAGAUUCUCUCCUGAGACAUGUCCACUCCGGACCCCCCUAUGGGAGGGACCCCUCGGCCCGGUCCCUCCCCGGGCCCAGGGCCCUCUCCGGGAGGCCCGUCUCCAGGUUCAGCCCACAGCAUGAUGGGACCCAGUCCGGGACCUCCACACCCCUCUCAGGGACCCACAGGAUAUCCUCAGGAAAACAUGCACCAGAUGCACAAGCCCAUGGAGCCCAUGCAUGACAAGGGGAUGUCUGAUGAUCCCCGCUAUAAUCAGAUGAAAGGCAUGGGGAUGAGACCAGGUGCACAUCCUGGUAUGGGACCUCCACCAAGCCCCAUGGACCAACAUUCCCAGGGUUACCCCUCACCACUGGGUGGCUCAGAGCAUGCCCCCAGCCCUGUCCCAGCUAAUGGCCCACCUUCUGGGCCUAUGAUGCCCGGUGCUCCCUCUGGCCCUGGGGCUGGUCCCAUGGAGACAAAUGGGGACCCCAGCCAGGCAAUGGCUCAGGCCAACCGCAGCGCUCCCACCGGUCCAGCGGGUCCUGCUGGACCUGGUGCAGGACAGGGCGGUGCAGGGGGGCCUACACCCUUCAACCAGAACCAACUGCACCAACUCAGGGCUCAAAUCAUGGCAUACAAGAUGUUAGCGCGCAGCCAACCUCUCCCAGAGCACCUGCAAAUGGCAGUGCAGGGCAAGAGACCCAUGCCUAACAUGCCCACGUCUGCUGUGCCUGGUGGGACACCAGGAGCAGGGCCUGCACAGCCUCAGGGAAACUAUAACCGACCACACGGUAUGGUUGGGCCCAAUAUGGCUCCCCCUGGACCUGCUGGAGUACCUCCGGGUAUGCCAGGUCAGCCAACCAAUGGACCUCCUAAAUCAUGGCCUGAAGGGCCCAUGGUGAAUGCUGCUGCUCCUUCUAGCGGCCCUCAAAAGAUGAUUCCUCCCCAGCCCACAGGCAGACCCUCUCCUGCUCCACCUUCAGUGCCUCCAGCCGCCUCUCCGGUAAUACCUCCACAGACCCAGUCCCCCGGCCAGCCUGCCCAGCCUCCUCCCAUGAUGAUGAAGCAGAGCCGUAUCACCCCCAUCCAGAAGCCUCGCGGGCUGGACCCAGUUGAGAUUCUUCAAGAGCGGGAAUACAGGCUUCAGGCAAGAAUAGCUCAUCGUAUCCAGGAGCUGGAGAACCUGCCUGGGUCCCUGGCUGGAGACCUCCGCACUAAAGCCACCAUAGAACUUAAGGCCCUCAGACUGCUCAAUUUCCAGAGACAGUUGAGGCAAGAAGUGGUGGUUUGCAUGCGCCGGGACACCUCUUUGGAAACUGCCCUCAAUGCCAAGGCUUACAAACGCAGCAAACGCCAAUCUUUGCGUGAGGCUCGGAUCACGGAGAAGCUGGAAAAACAGCAGAAAAUUGAACAAGAGCGUAAACGCAGACAGAAGCACCAAGAAUACCUCAAUAGCAUCCUUCAACAUGCCAAGGACUUCAAGGAGUACCAUCGUUCCAUCACUGCCAAGAUCCAGAAGGCCACAAAAGCUGUUGCUACCUACCAUGCCAACACUGAACGCGAGCAGAAAAAAGAGAAUGAGCGCAUUGAAAAGGAGAGAAUGCGGAGGCUGAUGGCUGAAGAUGAAGAAGGCUACCGUAAACUUAUCGACCAGAAGAAAGACAAGCGCUUGGCGUACUUGCUGCAGCAAACAGACGAGUAUGUGGCAAACCUCACAGAGCUGGUGCGAGCUCACAAGGCUGCACAAGCACUUAAAGAAAAGAAAAAGAAGAAGAAAAAGAAGAAGCCUGAAGCUACGGAAGGGGGCACUGCUGCUUUGGGACCUGAUGGAGAGCCUUUGGAUGAGACCAGCCAGAUGAGUGACCUCCCUGUGAAGGUGAUUCAUGUGGACAGUGGAAAGAUUCUGACUGGGGUGGAUGCUCCCAAGUCUGGUCAGCUGGAGACAUGGCUCGAGAUGAACCCAGGAUAUGAAGUAGCUCCUCGAUCAGACAGUGAAGACAGUGGGUCAGAGGAAGAGGAAGAAGAGGAGGAUGAAGAGGAGCCUCAUACCUCUACAGCUCCAUCAGAGGAGAAAAAGAAGAUCCCAGACCCAGACAGUGAAGACGUGUCUGAAGUUGAUGUUCGACACAUCAUUGAGCACGCCAAGCAGGACGUGGAUGAUGAGUAUGGCAGCCAGUCUUUCAACAAAGGGCUGCAGUCAUACUACGCUGUGGCCCAUGCUGUCACUGAGAAGGUGGAGAAACAGUCGUCUCUCAUGGUCAAUGGGACACUCAAACAAUACCAGAUCAAAGGUCUGGAGUGGCUGGUGUCUCUUUACAACAACAACCUCAAUGGCAUCCUGGCCGACGAAAUGGGCCUGGGCAAGACCAUCCAGACCAUUGCACUCGUCACUUACCUCAUGGAGUACAAGCGCAUCAAUGGACCCUUCCUCGUCAUUGUACCUCUGUCAACUCUAUCAAACUGGGUGCUGGAGUUUGAUAAGUGGGCGCCAUCAGUUGUCAAAGUUUCCUACAAGGGCUCUCCAGGUGCUCGCCGUGCCUUUGUUCCCAUUCUACGCAGUGGCAAGUUUAAUGUGCUGCUCACUACAUACGAGUACAUCAUCAAAGACAAACAAGUGCUAGCUAAGCUUCGGUGGAAGUACAUGAUUGUGGAUGAGGGCCAUAGAAUGAAGAACCACCACUGUAAACUGACUCAGGUGUUGAACACUCACUACCUGGCCCCUCGCCGUCUGCUUCUGACUGGAACGCCUCUCCAGAACAAGCUGCCCGAGCUCUGGGCCCUUCUCAACUUCCUACUGCCCACAAUCUUCAAGAGCUGCAGCACCUUCGAGCAGUGGUUCAAUGCUCCCUUCGCCAUGACUGGAGAGAAGGUGGAUCUAAAUGAAGAGGAGACCAUUCUGAUCAUCCGUCGUCUUCACAAAGUUCUCAGGCCUUUCCUCUUGAGAAGACUCAAGAAAGAGGUGGAGGCCCAGCUGCCUGAAAAGGUGGAGUAUGUAAUCAAGUGCGACAUGUCAGCUCUUCAGAGGGUGUUGUACAGGCACAUGCAGGCCAAGGGAGUGCUGCUUACAGAUGGAUCAGAGAAGGAUAAGAAGGGUAAAGGUGGUACGAAGACUCUGAUGAACACCAUUAUGCAGUUGAGGAAGAUUUGUAACCACCCCUUCAUGUUCCAGCACAUUGAGGAAUCCUUCUCUGAACAUCUUGGCUUCUCCAAUGGAGUUGUAACAGGACCGGAACUAUACCGCUCCUCUGGGAAGUUUGAACUGCUGGAUAGGAUCUUGCCCAAACUCAGGGCCACGAACCACAAAGUGCUGCUUUUCUGUCAGAUGACAUCCCUCAUGAACAUCAUGGAGGAUUACUUUGCCUUCCGCAACUUCAAGUACCUGCGCUUGGAUGGAACGACUAAGGCGGAGGACCGUGGGCUGCUGCUGAAAUCCUUCAAUGACCCAGCCUCUGAGUACUUUGUGUUUUUGCUCAGUACCAGAGCAGGAGGUCUGGGGCUCAACCUACAGUCUGCUGACACUGUCAUAAUCUUCGACAGUGACUGGAACCCUCACCAGGAUUUGCAGGCCCAGGACAGAGCACAUCGUAUUGGUCAGCAGAAUGAAGUGCGAGUGCUUCGACUGUGCACAGUCAACAGUGUAGAGGAGAAGAUUCUGGCAGCUGCCAAGUACAAGCUGAAUGUGGACCAGAAAGUCAUCCAGGCUGGCAUGUUCGACCAGAAGUCUUCUGGGUGUGAGAGGAGAGCUUUUCUACAGGCCAUUUUAGAGCAUGAAGAGCAGGAUGAGGAGGAGGAUGAAGUUCCUGAUGAUGAGACAGUCAAUCAGAUGAUUGCCAGAAGCGAAGAGGAAUUUGAACAAUUCAUGCGUAUGGACCUGGAUCGGCGGCGUGAGGAUGCACGUAACCCUAAGAGGAAGCCUCGUCUGAUGGAGGAAGAUGACAUGCCUAGCUGGAUCCUGAAGGACGAUGCUGAGGUGGAGAGGCUGACCUGUGAGGAGGAGGAGGAGAAGAUGUUUGGACGAGGGUCACGCCAACGUAAGGAGGUGGACUACAGUGAUUCGCUCACUGAGAAACAGUGGCUUAAGGCCAUAGAAGAUGGCAACCUGGAGGACCUUGAAGAAGAGGUGCGUCACAAAAAGACCACAAGGAAGCGCAAGAGGGACCGGGAUGACUGCAUGUCCACCCCCAGCAGCUCUGGCCGGGGGAGGGACAAGGAUGACGAUGGCAAGAAGGCCAAGAAACGUGGCCGCCCUCCAGCUGAGAAACUGUCCCCUAACCCACCCUCUCUCACAAAGAAGAUGAAGAAGAUUGUGGACGCUGUGAUCAAGUAUAAGGAUGGUAAUGGCCGACAGCUAAGUGAGGUCUUCAUCCAGCUUCCCUCUCGAAAGGAACUCCCCGAGUACUAUGAGCUCAUACGCAAACCUGUGGACUUCAGAAAGAUUAAGGAGAGGAUCCGUAGUCACAAAUAUCGCGGCCUCAACGACCUGGAGAAGGAUGUAAUGCUGCUGUGUCAAAAUGCACAAACAUUUAACCUGGAGGGCUCUCUGAUCUACGAGGACUCCAUUGUGCUGCAGUCUGUGUUCACCAGUGUGAGGCAGAAGAUCGAGAAGGAGGAGGAGAGUGAAGGAGAAGACAGUGAGGAAGAGGAGGAGGAGAUGGAUGAAGGCUCAGAGUCUGAAUCUCGAUCGGUGAAGGUGAAGAUUAAACUGAGCCGGAAAGAGAAAGGUGACAAAGGGGGCAAAGGUCAAAAGAGGAAAAGCCGAGGGUCUCGGGCCAAACCUGUGGUGAGCGAUGACGACAGCGAGGAUGAGCAAGAGGAGGAUCGCUCUGGCAGCGGCAGUGAGGACGACUGAGCUCUCUUACUCAACGCCCACCCCCUUGCCCUUUUGACUGUGAUUUAUAUAUUCUUCUUAGAAAUGGCAGGUCUUAGUUUUACCUAGAAGAGCUCAUUUUUAGUAAGACUGUUCUCAUUAAAUAUAGCAUUAAUCAAACCCCAUUAAACUUAAGAUAUGAAGCACCCAUUCCCAUAUUUAAUGCAUUGUCCUGUAUGAAUUGUAGUGUCUUUUGUUUAAAUGGAUCAUGUUGGAGCCUAUUGUAGACUGAUCAAGGGUUUAAAAAAAAAAAAAUCUUUUUUUUAAAGUGAUAUUAAUUUUCCUUGUAUUUGGGACCAGGAGUACUUUUCUGAAUGCAUGUUUGUCUGGAUGUGUCUUCACUAGCCUCUCUUAAUUUAAAAAAAAAAAAAAAAAACAUUCUCAGCGGGUCUCGGCUAGUCCCACCAGCAGACCCCCUCCUCUUCAGGUUUGUAAAUGGGGAGGGAGGGAUAAAGCCGUUGCCUGUGUUGCUGUCACUGGACUCAAAUUUCACAAUAAAGGCAUCUCAUAAUAAAA
Boleophthalmus pectinirostris (great blue-spotted mudskipper) is the source of this 5523-nucleotide messenger RNA. RefSeq names its product SWI/SNF related, matrix associated, actin dependent regulator of chromatin, subfamily a, member 4a (gene smarca4a). Gene Ontology annotation, biological process: positive regulation of transcription by RNA polymerase II. Lineage: Eukaryota; Metazoa; Chordata; Actinopteri; Gobiiformes; Gobiidae. Bases 178 to 4989 code for a protein of 1603 amino acids. Gene Ontology annotation, cellular component: nucleus. The transcript has 34 exons. Gene Ontology annotation, molecular function: histone binding; ATP binding; transcription factor binding. The record is from RefSeq and is a predicted model, not a curated record.